Messenger RNA from Sphaeroforma arctica JP610, 1338 nucleotides. RefSeq lists its product as hypothetical. The transcript has 2 exons. The record is from RefSeq and is a predicted model, not a curated record. Bases 1 to 1338 code for a protein of 445 amino acids. NCBI's taxonomy places the organism in Eukaryota, Ichthyosporea, Ichthyophonida.
AUGAAGUUUGCAACUAUAAUCGCUAUCCAACUUGCGGGAGGCCAGCUUGCUUACGCUCGCCUCAAUGACGAUGAGGUUUUCGCAAACUCCGCUCUUACUGGUCGUAGACCAACAUCACUACGUCGCAUGUCUAGUUUAUUUGGUGCUGUUUGGGAACCCACUGCUUUGAAAGCUGGUUCAGUAAACUGUUACAUUGAUGGAGUUGAUGUUGGGUUUCACUGUCUAAUGAGAGCGGCCGACGGAGCAGAUGGCCAGAUACUCAGAGAUAAUGUCAAUGCACGGACAUGCGAGGAGGGCGAGGCUAGCACAGCAUCCAUCGAUUGGAAGAAAGCAAGGGAUGCCCUAUUAUUUGGACAAGUGGAGGGUUAUAUUACGGGCGCUGAUGGGAAUCAGGUAAAAGGGCCGCUUGUAGUGUCUGACGCUGGUCUGGAGGAACUUUUACAACAAAACAGAGAUAGCGGAUAUGCACUUGGACUGCUAGGCGGUGAUUUAUACAGCCAAUUCCUCAGCGUAGGGAUCAGAAGGUUGAUGCAGAGCAAGAGAAGCGCUGAGACGAGCGAGAAACAAUUUUACAAUAUCUGGAUAUCAGGUCUUCGAGAAUUGAUCUCAGCCCACGACGUUAACAGGCCGGAUGGUGUUGCGGACAACGAUGUCCACUGCCACGGAUCCGACCAGAGUCACCAGUAUCAACACGUCGUCAGCGACCAUUUGCAACGAGGAUACUACGGAGAAUUAUCGUGUGCAUGCGGUUACAAGUCACUUGGUGAGUACAUCCUCCCCGGGACUGAAGAGACUACCAAAAUUCCAUGGCAGAGCAUCGAAAACGACCCUAACGCGAACCCCUACUUGAAAGAGUUAUGGAGCCGGAUUAAGAUGCACACAUUGGAUGGCGUGGCUUCUGACUGCGAUAUCACUACAUCAACUCGUGGUCAACGUCGUUAUGAUUUCAACCGCGCUUAUGGUGUACAAGAAAUCGAGGGUGUUCCUCGCCGAUUCAUUAAGAUCGGCAACGACAGGACCUGUGGUACAUACGGGAAUGAGAUUGGCUCACAUGCCGAGGACAAUCCGUAUCGAUGGGUUGACAAGCAGUGGGGUGCCAGAUACCUCAACGGCAUCGAAUUAGACAUGUACAAUCAUUUCGUGCAAGGUGUCAAUGCCCGAUGCAAGUCUCAGCCGGCAGUCAAGGCCACAGACAGACAGUGCUAUCUCACUAUUGAGACAACGUGCGUAACUAAGAACGACGACGGGACCAAGGAGACCACAACGACGCAGAUGACUAUCCCGGACAAGACCGGAGGGUGUGUAGGUUUCCAUGCAGAAGUUGACGGCAGUCGUUAA